CACGUUAUUUACUUUGUUUGCUCGCCAUGGAUGUUAUCUUCUCUCUCCCAUGGCCUUUCUUCUUUCCCUUUACGCACAUCCAACAAAGUCUCCGGAAAACCCUAGCCCUAGUUUUAAUUCCAAUGGGUUUCCCAGAUUCGAAACUGCGAGUUUCUGCAACUUAUCCAAGCGGGUUUUCGCUCUCAAGACCGCUGCGAUUUCCAUUGUCUCCCUUAGCCUAGCCUUAAGGUUCCCCCUUGGGAACUCACUCGCUUCUGCUGAAGAGGCGACGGCAAAGAAAUCGAUUCUCUCUGGCAUUUCGAAUACGAAAUCUUGGUUUCAGUUCUUUGGUGAUGGAUUUGCCAUUCGUGUCCCGCCUCAGUUCGAAGAUAUUAUGGAACCAGAGGAUUACAGUGCUGGUUUGUCAUUGUAUGGAGAUAAAGCAAAGCCUAAGACUUAUGCAGCUCGCUUUGCAUCUCCUGAUGGAUCAGAAUUUGUGAGUGUUUUAAUUCGCCCUUCCAAUCAGCUGAAAAUCACAUUCUUAGAGGCUAAAGAUGUCACGGAUCUAGGCUCCUUGAAAGACACAGCAAAACUCUUUGUUCCAGGUAGGGCGGCAUUAUACUCUGCUCGUACAAUAAAAAUCAAAGAAGAAGAAGGAUUCAGGACUUAUUACUACUAUGAGUUUGGCGUUGAUGAACAACAUAUUGCACUAGUAGCUGCUGUCAAUAGCGGGAAGGUAUAUGUUGCUGGUGCUGCUGCCCCACACUCUAAAUGGGAGGAUGAUGGUGUGAAGCUACGUUCAGCUGCUAUAUCAUUCUCAAUUCUGUAGUCAUCCACAAAAAUGUUCGCUAAGAAGGUUUGUCAAUUGAUGGUCUCUUGUUUGUUUAGCCCAACCAGUGCGGAAGGAUGUUAAUCCACCUUCCUUUCUGUUCACUGUGGAAGUAUUUGGAGGAGACUCAAGAGGGCUUUCAAUUCCAGUUUGAGGCACAGGUCUGUACAAGUUUGACAAAGCUUCCACCAUUCGCAGAAGCUGGAGUUUUGAAUCCCAACUCAGCAAAUCCAUAGGUUCUAAAUUCAAGUCCUGGCUCAUUCAGCUUGACCAGGCCUUUUGGCUAAGGCGUCAGGAAUUUUUCCUUGCAAGAAAGCCUGAGUUUGGAUAUGAUUUGUCAAAGAAAUUUGAUGUUAUAUAACUUGCAGAAAACUGAUGCUUUCAUCAUUCUCUUUUGCAUCUUCAAUUGUUCAUUACUGGCAUAAUGCUAGUGUGAAGGAACAAAUGUGAUCGCUACACUUGCCAUCAAUUUGACCUGCUGUAGCCACCAAAUUAAAUAGAGUGGAUCAUUGAUCAUCUGGUUUGGAUCACCUAAA
Molecule: messenger RNA, 1344 nt
Organism: Macadamia integrifolia
Lineage: Eukaryota; Viridiplantae; Streptophyta; Magnoliopsida; Proteales; Proteaceae
Exons: 7
Coding region: 50-808 (252 amino acids)
Cellular component (GO): chloroplast
Source: RefSeq, a predicted model, not a curated record